AUGCUGCUCGGGAAGAAGCCGCUGCCGCCCCACCGGCAACGCACGCUCCGGCAUCUCUUUGCGGACCCCGAAGGCCUCGAGUACCUCGUCUCGGAAGAUGCGACGCUGUACCCGCCCGUCGUGAUCCACGGGCGUGUGUUCACCAACAUCGACCCGCAGACGCGCGAGCGCGCUCAGAAGCGCUGGGACGCCCUCCGUGACGUGGUCAUUCGCACGCCAGAGCUCACGCGCAUUGCCCAAAAGCUGCAGGAGAGCGUUCGGAUCCUCAAGAUGCACCCGUCCGAGCGCUCGGACACGGACGUCGCGCAGCUCUACGCGUGGCUCAUGUCCCAAGAGAAUUUGAGCCCCGUCUUCAAACCAACGAUUGGCAAGAACGUCUGUCGUGAAAUGGAGUUUCUCCACCUUCGCCCCAACGACAUUAUUGUCCAUCAAGGCGACAUUGGCGAGACCUGCUUUAUUGUCGUGAGCGGUCAAGUGGGCAUUCACGUCCGGACGCCGGACGAGCAAGCCGCGUUUGCCAAAGCGGGUGGCCGCCAAGACUUUCCGCCCGACCCGCCCACGUGCCAGCAGGAGCAAGAGGCCGCGCGCCAAGCGGUGUCGUCUCGAAGGUCGAGCGGCCAAGUCGGCGGCCGGCGACUAAGCAACUUUCUGCCGCCAGCACCACCGAAGCCAGUGGUAACCCCCGAAAGCCUCGCGCGCUGCGGCAACAAGGUCGCGACGCUCCGGUCGGGCGCGACCUUUGGCGAGAUCUGUCUCAUCGAGGCCGACUCCAAGCGCACGGCCACCGUGAUCGUCGACGCUACUUGCCCGAUGGCCAACCUCAUCGUGCUCUCUGCGUCGUCGUACGCCAAGAUGACGCGCAGCCCGCGCACCGAGGGCACGAUCUCGGACCACAUUGCCUUUCUCGCGCAGAUGCACCUCUUCAAGACGUGGUCCAAAAUGCAGCUCAUGCGUCUCGCGUCGUCUCUGCGCUACAUGGUGUUUGCGCCGCAGCAGUACAUUUUGCGCAAGAACGUCGAUGUCGAGUACUUUUACAUGUUCCUCGGCGGCGAGGCCAAGGAAGUGUCGAGCGUCUCCUUUCACGAAGACGUUUUGACCGGGUACGGCCGCUGCUGCUUCUUCUUCACGACGAUCCCUAUAGCGUUGCCGUCAAGACGGCCGAACACAAGGGUGACGACCGAGCUCACACACCUGAGCAAGUUUGACGUGGCGGGACUCGUUUUGGGCAAAAAAAUGCACUUGUGCCCCGUCGACGUCAAAGCCGGUAGGCCAUGA
Saprolegnia parasitica CBS 223.65 is the source of this 1275-nucleotide messenger RNA. RefSeq lists its product as hypothetical. The transcript has 10 exons. The record is from RefSeq and is a predicted model, not a curated record. The coding region runs from base 1 to 1275 and encodes 424 amino acids. NCBI's taxonomy places the organism in Eukaryota, Oomycota, Saprolegniomycetes, Saprolegniales, Saprolegniaceae.